Paraphaeosphaeria sporulosa is the source of this 603-nucleotide messenger RNA. RefSeq lists its product as uncharacterized. Bases 7 to 603 code for a protein of 198 amino acids. NCBI's taxonomy places the organism in Eukaryota, Fungi, Ascomycota, Dothideomycetes, Pleosporales, Didymosphaeriaceae. The record is from RefSeq and is a predicted model, not a curated record. The transcript is spliced from 2 exons.
GUCCCCAUGAGCGGUGGUUGGAAUCUAAGAGACCUUCCUGUCAGCGGGUCGCUUCUCUGCGGCGCCCUGGGUCUCGUCACCUCGAUCUUGAACCGCAGCGGCGGGCUACUCAGCUUCUCCAAUCUCGUGUGCUCCCGCUCCAACACCCUCAACUCCACGAACCACCUCCCGUCUCUAUACCGCGUCCGUUUCCACUCCACGAUGACGCGCAGCCGUUUAUCUAGAUCCACCUCGACCCACCUUCCGCCUCCUUCGCCGUUGGGAACCCACUUCUUAGGCUGGAUCUGCUUGCUCCUCGGUUUCCUCGUGCUCGAUGCCGAUGUAGGCGUAGCCCUGCUCUUGGCCCGCAAGAAGCUCUGUUUCUCUGAUAUCGAUGUGGUACUCCUUCAACAUGCCAUUGUUGUCGAAGUUGAUAGGGACAGUGACGAUGUUGUCUUCCGCGUCCGUGGCGUCACCCAUGUCGAGGUCCGCGUCGGCCACGGUGGUGCGAUUAUCGUCGACGUUUUCGCUGGAUGUAUCCUGGCUAACAUGCGUGGAGGUGUCGUUAACGCUUGUCAGGGGUGUGACAGGCGUCGCGGCCCAGCUGAAGUCGGACUCGAGUGA